Scomber japonicus (chub mackerel) is the source of this 1092-nucleotide messenger RNA. RefSeq names its product urotensin-2 receptor (gene uts2r1). Gene Ontology annotation, cellular component: membrane. Gene Ontology annotation, molecular function: urotensin II receptor activity. The coding region runs from base 1 to 1092 and encodes 363 amino acids. The record is from RefSeq and is a predicted model, not a curated record. Gene Ontology annotation, biological process: neuropeptide signaling pathway; regulation of blood pressure; blood vessel diameter maintenance. The transcript has 2 exons. NCBI's taxonomy places the organism in Eukaryota, Metazoa, Chordata, Actinopteri, Scombriformes, Scombridae.
AUGACCACAGUGUCCAUGGAGCCUGUAGGAGUUCUGGUGGAAAGGGGCGCCAAUGCAACCGACCCCCCUCUGAGCUCACAUGAGGACACAGCUGCCAUCUUCACCAUUGGCAUCAUCCUCUCCAUCAUGUGCCUCGUGGGAGUCUCAGGGAACAUCUACACCCUGGUGGUCAUGUGCCACUCCAUGAGGACUGCGGCCUCGAUGUACAUCUACAUCAUAAACUUAGCUUUGGCAGAUCUGCUGUAUCUGCUCACGAUCCCAUCUGUUGUCUGCACGCACUUUCUAAAAGGAUGGUACUUUGGGGAUGCGGGGUGUCGGAUUCUGAUCAGCAUGGACUUCCUGACAAUGCAUGCCAGUAUCUUCACGCUGACAGUCAUGAGCACGGAGCGCUACUUUGCGGUGCUCAAGCCACUCGACACAGUCAAGAGGUCUAAAAGUUACAGGAAGGCCAUUGCUCUGUUGGUCUGGGCUGCUUCUCUCAUCCUGACGCUGCCAAUGAUUGUGAGCAUCCAGCUCAUGAUGGUGGGAAACAAGGCUAUGUGUCAUUCCACCUUGUCACCAGUUUCCUACAAGGUUUACAUCUCCUUCCUGUUUUGCACUAGCAUUGUCGCCCCAGGACUGAUCAUUGGCUAUCUCUACAUCCAACUUGCCCGGACUUACUGGGUUUCACAGACUGAGACCUUCAAACAGACCAAGAAACUUCCCAAUCAAAAGGUGCUGUACCUGAUUUUCACCAUUGUGCUCCUCUUCUGGGCAUGCUUCCUGCCUUUCUGGAUCUGGCAGCUGCUGGGUCAGUUCCAUCCAACACUGUCCCUCUCCCUCAAAGCCAAGCGCAACAUCAACUACCUGACCACAUGUCUGACGUACUCCAACAGCUGCAUCAACCCAUUCCUCUACACACUGCUCACCAAGAACUACAAGGAGUACUUGAGGAAGCACAAGCGGUCCUGGACAGCUGGCAGCUACUUCAACAGGAGAAGUCGUUUUCAGCGUUCACCACGCAGGUCGCCGUCAUCCAGCAGUCAGCAGUGUACCGAGAGCUUUAAUCUCACACACACCGCCUCCCUGCCUACACAUAACAGCAGUUUGUGA